GGCUCUGAGCGGAUGUUGAUUCGGGUAGCGCUGCGGCUUCCUCAAUUAGCUUCAUGGCUAAAAACCCCCAAGAUAACACAGUGUCAAACUUAGCCUCGGACAGCUAACAAACUAACGGUUAAAGUUGAAUCUCCCCCGCGGGUCUGUGGUGGUCGUGGCCCGGGUGGACACCGAGCUGAGCGGGGAACGGUCGCUUUUUAAAAAUCCCCCCGCAUCUCUUCAACACAAGUGUCGGGGGGAAAGGGGGGCAGGAUGCUAGCAGCUGUCGCUAGCGAGCCUCUGCAGGAAAUGAGCCGGUUAAGCUAGCUGAGGCUAACUGUGAUCAUGAGGCUCCAUUCCUCCUCUUUAUGCUCGUGCCGGAUUUGAACAACCCCUCCGCGAUGGACACCGAGGCGAUAGUGAUCCGGAUAAAGACCCCGGCCGGAGACAUGGACUCAUCCGUGGACUGUCCAUCUCUGCUGAACUUCAACGACCUGCUGGUCGCCAUCAGAGAUGUCAUGCCUGAAGCUACUGUCACAGCCUUUGAAUAUGAAGACGAGGUGGGAGACAGAAUCACUGUGAGAAGUGAUGAAGAACUCAAGGCCAUGUUGUCAUAUUACUUCAACACAAUGAAUGAACAACGCAUGAACGGACUGCUGCCGGACCCUCUCCAGAUUUUUCCAAGAGCCGGCAAGACUCCAGGGAUCCGGAACAUACAUGGCCUGAAGGUUAAUACAAGACCCAACCCAGCCAAUGACUGCACUCAUGCAGUCCCAGACUCCAUGACUAACAACAGCUUAAAAAAAUCAUCUGCUGAGCUGAAGAGGAUUUUGACAAAUGGGCAGAUAAAUGCCCAAGAUAUCAACUAUCAAGAGCAGCUCGGCCAUGGGAAUGGAGGCACAGUUUACAAAGCGUACCAUAUUCACGGCAAACGGGUGUUAGCUGUCAAGGUCAUCCCACUGGAUAUUACGGUGGAAUUGCAGAAGCAGAUCAUGUCGGAAUUAGAAAUUCUCUACAAGUGUGAUUCACCUUACAUCAUCACUUUCUUCAGUGCCUUUUUUGUUGAGAACAGGAUAUCCAUAUGCACCGAGUUUAUGGACGGUGGUUCUCUGGAUGUGUACAAAAGAAUUCCAGAGCAUGUGCUGGGGAGGAUCGCAGUGGCAGUAGUCAAAGGCCUGACGUAUCUGUGGAGCCUGAAGAUACUUCACAGGGAUGUCAAGCCGUCCAAUAUGCUGGUGAACACCCGAGGACAAGUCAAGCUCUGUGACUUUGGUGUCAGCACACAGUUGGUGAAUUCUAUCGCCAAGACAUAUGUAGGAACUAACGCAUACAUGGCACCGGAGAGGAUAUCAGGAGAACAGUAUGGUAUUCACGCAGAUGUGUGGAGUUUGGGAAUCUCGUUCAUGGAGUUGGCACUAGGCAUGUUCCCCUAUCCACAGAUUCAGAAAAACCAAGGAUCUUUAAUGCCUCUCCAGUUACUGCAAUGCAUCGUUGAUGAGGAUCCUCCGGUUCUUCCCGUUGACCAGUUCAGUGAAAAGUUUGUUCACUUCAUCACUCAGUGUAUGCGGCGGCAACCCAAAGAGAGGCCUGCCCCCAACAACCUCAUGGAGCAUUCCUUCAUCGUGCAGUAUAACGACGGUAAUGCAGAGGUGGUGUCCAUGUGGGUCUGUCGCUGCUUGGAGGACAGACGGGUUCAGCAGGCUCAGGGACGUGUCUGACGUCCUCCUGCUGUCUGUCCGCCCCGAGAUGGACCUGGACGUUUGAUCCCUGACCUUGGAGUCUUCAGGAUCCAGUACGUCCACGUGCACUGUGCAGGCGACUUCAUGUACAUGGAUGAAAAUCACCAGAAGUUAAAUACUUAAUGUGAGUAAGUCUUGAUUUAGCAGCACUCAUUCGCCCUGACACUGAAGAGCCCUCCUCCUCUGAAGCGAAUAGGAAUCUCUGCGUCCAAUGAGCUCAGAGAGAUCUCUCUCUGACGUGGGAUUCCAGCCGCGGCCUCGUCCCCAUGCUUUUUGAGAGUAUACAGACAUUCAGUGAGCAUCUCGAUCUGAUGAAUGGAGAUAAAUGGUCCUCGGUUGAAGGGGCUGUGACAAUAAACAACUUAAUAAGUACUGCAAUACGCUGGCAGAGUUUGAUCUGCGUUGUAUGGAUCUUAUUUUUAAGGCAUCUGUAAUAACCAUCUUGUGCUUUGCUGUUGACAGCCUUCUAGUGAAUGUUGUGGUUUUUGCCUGUGAGUAAAUGCCCAUGUGUGUGCCUGGUUUUCCACUGGUGUAGUUUAUUACCUCAGAAAACUUUUGUUAUCCCUGUACAAGGAAGACCCCCCCCCCCCCUAAAAAGACGUCCCUGUUUUCAGCUCCUGGACGAAGCAGGUUUAUUCGUAGGCCACCAUUCAUACUCAAGGCAAUUCAAUGUGCUUUGUAGAGGCAUGGAAAUACAUUAAAAAUAAGACAUUAAAAAGACAUUAAAAUUGCAUUUAAAAGACAAUAUAAACAAGGCAAUUCCAAGUGCUUCACAGAGACAAAGCAUCAUUUAAAAAAUAUUGAAAUUAAAAGAGUAAAGAGCACAUUAAAACAGAAUUUAAAAAUCAAAAAGAAGAAAAUAAUUAGUUAAAGAUUAAAAAAAGGUUCCGUGUGUUUGCCAAAACAAACAUGAGUGUUUUAAAGGAGCAAGAGUUUUAUCUGACUUCAGGUUCUUAACGAAGCGUGUUCUACAUGAGGAGCAUAGAAUCUAAACUUGUGAUGUUGUUGAAUCAAAUCCCGUCUUAUCUUUGAUUCUCAAACUAACGGACCGAACUAUUUAUCAUUCUUCAAGAGGAACCAGGGUUUUUGUCCCUUUUUUAAACCAAUAAAUAUUUUAUUUCCACCUCCACAGUCAAGCCUGACAUUGAAAGCGGCUGAAUGAACUGUUGGAGAAACAAUUCUCUACUUUCAUUCAGCAGGAAUUUGUAUUUUUUGUUUUCAAACUAUCAAGAUGUAGAGAAACUGCCGACAGAAGCAUAACAGGGGAACCACAACUCUUCUUCCUCGUAUAUAAACCAACAUUUAACUUAUUUUAUCCACAUCAUCGCCAAAAAAACUCGUUACUGUCUCUGAGUGUCUGUCAUUUUAUUGCAUCGGCCAAUGAGAUCACUUGACUCUCUCGUCGUGGUAAAAUAUAAAUGUGGCGCACGUGACACCAAAGAUCACUGACGGGCCAGAAGGUGACUUAUAUGACUGAGGUGGACAUAAUGGGUUAAGUGACUAAAAUGAAUUGAUCUGACCAGGUGUUUGUGUGCAGCCGGUGAAAUGUGUCGUGCUUAAGUGCAAUUAAAUCCCAUCGCUUCCACAAAGGCACAGUAAACAAACCUACUGUGGCACGUAGAGCGUGAGCAGAGCUGAAAGCUUCACGUAACUGCAGUGCAUUAGCAGAAAAGGCCCAUGGCACCAUUUUACUAUACAUGAGAUGUGUAGCGUCUUUAGUGUCCUGUUACUUGUGGUUUUAUCCUCUGACACAUGGACGGUAGAUUUUACUCUCUGGCCUUUAACUGAAAAUCACCUGAAACUGAGAUCACGCUUGUUCCUCACGUGUGUGUCCUCCGCCACCUUGUUCAUAGUUUGGGAUCUUUUAGCUAUUUUUUUAAAUGACCCAGUCCACAGAGGGUCAGGAUUUAAAAUCCAUUUUCUCAUUUACAGAAAUAGUUAGCAUUAGCAUUUUGCUACUCAAAUUAACAUUUACUUUCCUCCUGACAUGAUUGUAUUUAAAACAAGCUUAGAACUGCAGACUACACAGUGCAUUCAUGUAUGCAUCAUAAGCUGCAAAUAAAGAUGGCCGACGUGUCUCUGGCUCCUUCUAUUGUACAAAAAUGAAGCCAAAAUAUUCAGGAUGCGGACGCUGCCAUCUUGCCAUCAACUGACAGGAAAACACUUGAGCAAACAUCAAUGUGAUAAAACCAAAAUUAACUAAGAGCCUAAAGUUAUCCUUUGGGGGAAAUUUAUUUCAGUGUACUUUUACUUUUUAGUUUGUUCUGCAUAUCAUCUUCUAACAUUAAGGAGGUGGGGUUUAUGACCUAUAUUAUAGCCAGCCACCAGGGGGCGAUCCAGAUGAUUUUGUCUUAUUCAGUCCAUGGUAUGCAUCCAAAAUGUUGCACAUUGUAAACUGAAAGUCUGGAUAAAAGAUUAGUCCUUUUGAGGUGUUUUCUUACAACGUAACUUGAUGGGGAAAUAAUUUAAGAAAGUUCUAGAAACUUAUUCAAUUCAAAAGACUAAUUCGCCAAAAGAAAUCAUCGCAGUUUAGCCGGCAUCCGUCUACGCACAUUUUGUUGUACGUGGGAUUCACCGACUUGGUGGAAAUCCACCUAAUUCACUAAUUGGUCAGAGUAGUUUAACGGUUUACAACGUAGGAGGGAAAUGCCUUGUAGCGCCCUCUACUGGUUGAGCUGAGAACUCAUCAAAACACAAUUUCUUUUUCAAUUUGAUACGUAAUCCCAGACUACGGUAAAUGUAUUUUUUUAUUUGAAUUCUUCUUCACAUCCAGCAGUUCAUUAUUUUUAUAAUAAAUGUUAUAAAUACACUGAGGAUUCAGUUUGGGUUUCCACUUACACUGUUUGUUUGUUUGUUUGUUUGUUUGUUUGUUUACAGCACAAUCUCCCUCAUUAACAUGUUUCAUUAGAGCCGUCAUUUGCCUCAGGAAACUAAAACUGAGGCGCAAAGUUUUUAAGUUUUUGUACAUAAAUAUACUAUAGGAAUAUUGAUAUUACUCUGAUAAUUUAUGAUCUUAAGAUUUAAAGAUCCUCCCGCGACUAAAAUACAUCAUUGUAGAUUUUCCAAUAGAUCCACAAUGAAUAGAACAUGUACUCUGCAUAUUACUACGUAUAUUGUUAUAUCCAUAUAACUGUCACUUUGGGAAAGUCAUAUUCUAUCAUACUGUUAAUCUGUCAGAAAGCCACAUGACAUUAAAUUGGCCGAAAUGUACCUGAAGCUAAAUACAUUACAAUCAGAGUAAACUAAUGAAUGAGUGUAAAAUGUAAAGUGUGUGUCGCGGCCACUGGCUCCUGCAAAAUGUUCAUGUCGUCUUGCAACCAAAACCAAAAACAGAUUUUACGCUCCAAAUCUCAUCUUUAUUUUCGUUUGGCAUUGUACUCACUGACUGUGAUAUUGAAAUAUGAAUCUGCCUCAGUGAGAAUAUUUAUUAUUUUUUUACUUUGAGUCUGCUUUCAGCAGAGAUCACCUCCUGUGACUCGCUCCCUGUUAUUUCCUGUUUUUGCCUAAACCACAAAGUAUAAGUCAGUGACGGGGCUCAGCAGAAAUAUACGUGCUGUGAUGUUACUGCCUGAUUUUGGCCUUUUCUGUACUUAUAUGUGUUGGCACAUAUUCCAACCUGCACAAAUAAAAUAUGUUUAAACAUAA
Hippoglossus stenolepis (Pacific halibut) is the source of this 5363-nucleotide messenger RNA. It is a transcript of the gene map2k5, whose product is annotated as mitogen-activated protein kinase kinase 5. Gene Ontology annotation, biological process: protein phosphorylation. NCBI's taxonomy places the organism in Eukaryota, Metazoa, Chordata, Actinopteri, Pleuronectiformes, Pleuronectidae. Bases 348 to 1697 code for a protein of 449 amino acids. Gene Ontology annotation, molecular function: ATP binding; protein binding; protein kinase activity. The transcript is spliced from 22 exons. The record is from RefSeq and is a predicted model, not a curated record.